AUGGUAGUUAUAUAUACUGCGUACUUCGCCCGCGACCUACCUCCUAGCACUCCUAAUGUACCUACUCGAAAGGACUGUGUAUUGGUCCCCACGCGAAGCUUAGAUGGUGGUUUAAUGAGCGCGCAAGUCUUGACAUCCGCAGCCCCUAUAAUGAUCCGUGCCUUGUCCUUUAAAGCUCCAGCUGAAAAAGAAUUGGCCUGGAUUCGGACAUAUGGAAGCCCUCGUUUUCCCUUUCAACGUGCCUACAGGAAACAUUGGCUUGCACCGUACCCUGUUCUUACAUGUCCGAAGCUCAACCUUCCCAUUCUCCGCCAUCCCAAUCUUCAGCCCAACAACAUUUUCAUCUCUGAAGAUUUUAAGAUCACAGGUCUUAUUGACUGGCAGCACUCUUUAGUGCUUCCAAUAUUUCUUGCUGCUGGCAUACCACGAUCAUUUCAAAAUUAUGGUGAUGAGCAGUUCCGCCGCCGUCAUUCCGUGAGAAGUCCUCAACACCCACCCCAUUGCAAGUGGAUAUCGCGCAGGCAUCGCAGAAUUGGUCAAAGAUUGCCCACAUUCCGUUCAGAUGGAAGCUUUCCUGCAUGUCCGGUUAUAAUUAGCCAGCAGGAUCCCCAGAAGAUGGCAGCACUGAAUGAUUCACUGAGGGAUGUGGACACUGAAUUGAAACAGAUCAAUAUGUUCCUUGGUGUUGGGUCUGAUGGAUGGACAUCAAAUGAAUUGUUUGAGCAAGUGAAAGAGAGAUCACGGUCGAUCAAGGCGGACGGGCUUGCCGCGCAGUCAAUGAUGACCCGUGGCUGA
Messenger RNA from Blastomyces gilchristii SLH14081, 795 nucleotides. RefSeq lists its product as uncharacterized. The record is from RefSeq and is a predicted model, not a curated record. NCBI's taxonomy places the organism in Eukaryota, Fungi, Ascomycota, Eurotiomycetes, Onygenales, Ajellomycetaceae. Gene Ontology annotation, cellular component: mitochondrion. The transcript has 4 exons. Bases 1 to 795 code for a protein of 264 amino acids.